Xyrichtys novacula (pearly razorfish) is the source of this 11543-nucleotide messenger RNA. Lineage: Eukaryota; Metazoa; Chordata; Actinopteri; Labriformes; Labridae. The record is from the annotation of a GenBank genome assembly.
GAAGCAGCACAUCUGGAAUACGCGGAUGAGGGAAAAUCUGAACUUGGACGUCUUCUGAUGAGCGGCACAUCUGCUGCUUCAACAACAACAACACCAUCACACUGGUUAAGAUCUGACUGAUAUUAACAAUCAGUUUUGGUGUCUGGCACGAGACAACAGAGCAUAUUCGAAGCAAAACCCACCUUUUUCAGCUCUUCACCUAACUUGUGUCUGAUCUCUUCCAGAGGAGCUAGAUGAGUGUUGACCCGCACACAAGUGUACGACGGAGGGUGAGACAGACAUGUGAGCAGCUUCUGGAAACGACACUCUGCCUCCUGAUGGCCGACUGCAGCCAAUACCUAACCAGACAGAGAUGAUAAAACAAAGAGAAAAGGUCUUACAAGACACAUUUUAGUGUUGAGAGACUGUAAGAAAAAGAUCUUCACUCCUCUGCGAGAAAAGAAGAAUUUUUAUCUCAUGUGAUGUCUUGAAGGGAACAUUUGCUUCCAAGAAACUAGUGCUAACUUUAUCAUUACCUCUUUGUUUAAGUAGACGCCUUUGAGAUAAUUGGAAACUUCAGGCUUCAGAGAAAUUCUUGGAAAAACAGACAUUUCUUCCAUCUGUGCAGAGAAAAACAUCAACUUAGUAACAGACAGUAAAAUAAACUAAAACUGAUUAUCACCAGCGAUGGGCAGAAAUGUUGUAAAAUUAUUCGAGCACUGUUUGAGUACAGUAAUGGGCGCCUAUACUUAACAUAAGCACUCUAAUUUAAGGAGAAUUUACUGCACUAAUUUUAAUAAGAUAAAUUCUGUAUAUUUCAAUAGAUUUUCUCAUUAUUUGCCAACUUUGCUCUGAAGUCAGCUGAUGGAUUAACCCCCCAAAAAUCAUAUUCUAAACCAUAAAUCUGUUUGUCUAAGUAGAGUUGUACGUCACACAUCUCAAAGGUUUGCUUCACUUCACUUCAACUUUAUUAUGUCCCAAAAUGGGCAAAUCGGGUUGCAGCAGGCACAGGCGUUUAAAACACUGCCAUACAUCAUGAAAAUAAAAUAAAAUACAUUUACAUUAAAAAAAAAGUUCACGAAGUAAAAAGCAUUAAAGACGAUGUAGAAGGUAAAAAAGAAAAGCAUAUGUCAGUCAUACCAGUAUUUUGCAUGAACAGAGUGCAAAAAAAUGCAGAAACAAAGUGCAAUGUGUGGUUUGUGUACCAAUUAAAGACCCCUAGAUGAAGCUUGAUCCGUUAUAAUAAUAAUGAUAAUAAUAAUAUACACCAUCUAAUAUCAGAAGCAGAGACAGUAAAUGAAAGCGGAAAUCAUUCAGAUUGAGCAGAUUAUUUCGUGGUGUGAAGAGGGAUGACUAUCCUCCACACUCUGAGGGUUAAAUUCUAGCUCAACAUACACAAACUUCAUCACAACCUCUAAAGAAAUCAGCUGUUUUUAUUCAGUGGUUUGUUGUUUCUUUUAUUAUAGAGCCGCAAAUCUGGAAAUCUGCAGCAUGUGAGUUUAAAAUAACAUAAAUAGUGCUUCUCAGAGGAACACCCUACAUGGGUGAUUACAAUCAUACAUUAUGGAAAUACAACAAUAUAAGGAGUUUUAUUUUAUUUUAUUUUAUUGGUUAAUUUGAAUGAUUAAGUACUUUAAAAAGCUAGUGGUCCAGUAUUUUAUCGGUGCAGAAUUUACUUGUAAUGCAGUAAUAGCAGAAUCUAUAGGUGUACCUAUUCCACCACUGAUUAUUGUUAUACCAUUGGUUAUUUCUGGUGUUUUUCAUUCAUAAACCAAUAAAUGAAGUGGUAUUUUCACUAAUUCGCGCUUGUCCCUACACCAUUAAACAAAAGUACAUUUAUAGCCAUUGUACAAGAAAAAAACCGUUUCCAUAGCAGACCCAAAUAAGCUUUUUUUCAGUAAAUAUAAAAUAAUAUCUUAUUGUUUACAGUAUUUGACAAACACGGGUCGUAUUUUCUAUCUCAUGAGUCUCAAUAAGUCCUACCUACCACCUCCACCACACGCGUUGAUGCUCAAAUACACUGUCCGUAUUAAUAAUAAUACCUAAAUCCAAGUAUAACAGCUGUGUGUAGGUUUUUAUGUCUCUUUAGCUACUCACGUUCCGUCCCUGUGAGAGUCUGAGCUUUCACUUCCGCGCACGUCACUAACUUUGUCAUACGGCGCACGCACGAGAGGCGUUGCUAUGGUGUUGCCAACAGCCGACCAGUAAAACUCGAUCCAUGUAAAUGUCUGGUGUAUCGCAAGCAUAGACUGUAUAUACAGUCUAUGAUCGCAAGAGAAAGAAAAAAACACGUUGGAGCUGCUUACUUAUCACAUCUUGAUGUCAUAUACAAAUUAAACGAAAACGUUCCUGCAGAUAAAACGUAAGCUAUGAAAAAAUACUGUAAAACUGACAAAAUGGACUUUUCUGGCUCACACUUGCUGCCACAAAUUCGUUGUUUUUUUUCAAGGAUGGAAAAUAGCUUAGUCGCUUAUGUUUAUUUACGACAAAGUACAGCAAAUUUACUGUCAUUUAACCUCAGUAGAAGGAAAAAAUACCGUCUAUUACAGUUUUUAAAUAACAGCAGAAUGUGCUUCAAAAUUAAAGAACUGUGUCGUAAAGUUAUACUCAUAAGUUGUGAUGUUAAGUUGUGAUGUGUACAUUUACGCUUGCUCCAUUUUACGAGCUUUCUCUCGCAGUAAAACUUGAAGAAAACUGUUCUCAAAAAGUCCAACGUCUGAAGCGAUAUACGUCAGCACGCAACCGGAAGAAAACCGAAUAGCUGCGGUUGCGUUUUUUUCUUCAACACCACUGCCAGCAGCAGCUAACGGGGAGAGGAGUCUGUGGAGCUGCGGAGUCAACACAUCGCUGCGCUCUUUGCUUGUGUUUGAGGGGGAUUCUUCAGAAUUCAACGACAGAGCAGACCCUCGACAUUUCUUCAUCCCGUCUAUGCUGCUUUGUGUAAUCUUAUCCUCCCCGUAGCUACGUUGUUUAAGGAGCCGGGGCGCAUGGAGUCGGCGUUGAAAAGGUCGGUUAGGUGUUUUGCGGACAAGAGAUCAUCCGGCUAAUGUUAGCUAGCCGUAGCCAGCCACGGAUUGAACGGUGUGGAUCUGAGAGUGGACGAGCUCGGUGCUGCUGCCCACUCUGCUGAGAAACGGACAGAAGAACGGACCGACAUUGGUGUUUUUGACCAAAUACAAUGGGCCUCAUAUUCGCCAAACUGUGGAGCUUCUUCUGUAACCAAGGUGUGUGGAAUUGUUACGGCGCAUUUACCUCCGUGACACCCCUGAACCGAACAUAACUGUUAGCCCGAGAGCAUAAAGUGAGCAGCAAGACCAUAACAACAGAUGGGGGAAUAAUCUUAGGACUCUCUCAGCUGCGCUCUCUUUGUUUAGCUUUAACAACAGGCAUCUAAUCUACUCCUCCUAUUUUUUAUCAACCACUCUUGUUAAUCUGUUAAUCAGCCGGCCAACCAACUUAAUUACCCUAAGUCUCAGUCAGCCUACCGCAGCGUAUUCAUUGAGUUGUCAAUCAGCCUACACUCACUUCUCUGCAGGACACAUAACUCACACUGUUUGAAUGUUUGUGGACUAAUUUUUCUGAUCUGUAUAGCAUGGUUUUUUAAGUAUUAAUGUUGCUGAAUCCUUUAUUCUGGAUUGACCUGUUCCAAGUAUCAGAAUUCAUUCACUUUCAAGAGAUCACGAGCAAGCACUUUGUGGAAUUGCUUGCAACCUGAGCAGAGACUAACUACAACCAACAAUCUUCACUGUCAUUAGUAAACCUGAGAAGGAGCUAUUUAAACUAGACCUAGAGCUUCAACACAAGACACAAAGUCUAACUAUACUUUAAAGAGUUGCACAUUUUAUCGUAGAAGACACUGACGUCGCUACUAAGCCUCUUUUUUUAAUCUACUUUGAGUAAACCAGCUUGUUUUUAAACAUUUUUGGCUUGCUUUUAAAGUUUUAGAAAGACACCAGACAUCAGGUAUCUGUUAAUCUUUACUGUCACUGUUAUGGAGGAAUAACAGACCGUUGCUUUGCUGUAUCAACGAAUCAGAUUCAAGUUCUCAUUAGAGCCGUAUAACUAGGGCUGGGCGAUAUGGGAAAAAGUUUAUUACAAUAUAUUUUUUCAUAUCAGUCAAUAUCGAUAUAUAUCACGCUAAAAAAAAUGACUUGUCUUUCUCAAAGUUCCCUGUUACUCUUUACUGAAAUGUAACUAAGCUACGGCAUCUGUGACUUCUUUGUGUCUCUCCAACGUUUUGUCAUAAGGAAUUGCGCUAGAGAAAGCAGAAUAAAUGGUCGGUUCAGCGCGACCCGAACCCUGAGCAACUCCCUUUUUCAUUGGCUAUUCAUGUAGUCUACCAAAACAUGGCAGAAUGCCAACUAUUGAAAAGCAUAUUGACCAUGUUUCAUAUCGAUAUUGAAAUUCAUUUUUGAUAUUUAUCAUUAUAGUUUUAUCGCCCAGCCCUAUGUAUAACAAUGAAAUUCAGUCAACUUAAUUAUCAUACUCCUUACUGUAUUAAAUCCCACCCAGCCUGGUUAGGAUGUGCGUUUAUUUCUGCAUGAUACAAGUUUUUUGUAUUACAUUGUUUGCUCAAAAGGUGAAAAUUCCUCUUUUUUACAGCCUUUAAAAGUCGCAUGUUGAGUUUUUGCUGUCAGGAUCGUCACAGAGCGGCCUCUCUGUAUGAAGGCAAUAGACACAUAGAGUCCUCCAAAAAUCCCAGUUGAGUGCCGAGAGACUGUCGAGUCUGUGAGCCCUCUGACCAGACUUCCUUCCCCCUCUGCAGCCAGAGGCCUCAGAAGGGCGGAAAAGUCAAAACACUAAAGUAGGAUAUUUUGGCACAUUCAUGUCAACUCAGUUUCUACAUUUAGUGUGUAACGCUGCAUGCCUGAGAGGCGUCAGAGCCGGGGGUGCUACAGACUGUGCUGGCUGGUGUACAUGAAUGGAAAGAACUAAAAGGAGGAGGUUUGAAAGAUUGGAGAUUUGGGAUGGGCGGCAGUGACUAACAGGAACAGACUGUAUAAACCUAAAGCAGAUUUAUCUAAUGAUUGUUUUAACCAAGUGUAGGAAGAGGGAAACCAUAUAAACGCCUGCUUGUCUGCUGGUCCUGGGAUUGACGCUUGAUUCAUUAUAAUGUUUGUUUAUUUACAGAGCACAAGGUGAUAAUUGUUGGACUUGAUAAUGCAGGGAAAACCACUAUCCUCUACCAGUUGUAAGUUGUUUCUUUUCACUCAGAUGCACUAUGAAAAUCUUGUUAACUGCACCUAAAUUUCAAAAACUCACAUUAUUAUUCUCUUUUCCCCAGUUUAAUGAACGAGGUGGUCCACACAUCCCCCACUAUUGGAAGUAAUGUGGAAGAAAUAGUGGUGAAAAACACUCACUUUCUGAUGUGGGACAUAGGAGGACAGGAAUCCCUCAGGUCCUCCUGGAACACCUACUACUCUAACACAGAGGUAAGUAGUACAAGCAACACUUUUUGUGGGGAACAGAAGUAUUGUCCGGCAGCAGGGUUUUUUUUUCUUCCUGAGCAGCUGGCGUGUUUGCGCAGAGCACAGACGGCAGCAGAGUCAAUAGGUCAGCCGUAUCAUAAAGGGGCCUGUUGGAAAAGCAAAGCAGGGGUCGGCCUCUGCUGUGUUUGGAAGGAGGAGAGCGGGGAGAGUCAUGGCAGAGACAGAUGUUAGGGAGACACUAAAGAUAUCCCGACAAAAACAAUCGAGUUAAAGAUCCCUGAUGUAACAUCUGCCAGAGAGUUUAUAGCGGUUAUAGGCUGUUGUUUUACUAGUAGCUGCUUAUUUCACACAUGAACACAGUUGAAGUUUGUGUUAUUCACUGUGGGUUUCACAAAAGUUACAUGCAUAAAUUAAUGAACAUUUUUAGAGAAGUUAGAAUCUAAUUUGGAUCAUUCUGCCUGUUUAUUUGUGUUGAUGGAUUCAGUUUUUUACAUCUUGGUUAACUGAAUUUCCAAGUUGGACAUGUUUCAAAAAGACAGCAGCAAACCGAAACACUUUCAGGUUUGUUUUUAAUAUUUUCUUUACCUGAAACCAUCAACAGAAACUUUCCCAUGUCAACUCAGGACAUUAUCUGCAGGAUCAGGUUUGAACUUUACUCUGAGUUCACAGAUAUCUCUCUCCCAGCAGGAGACUUUUGGUGUCAGACGUGUUCCUAGCUGCUGGAAAUACUGUAUUUCAUGGGGGGUUGUGUCAGGGCAGAAGAGCAGCAUAGGGAGUAGAACAAAAGGGUCAGUCUUGUGUUGUGUUUAUCAUUACAACUAGUUUCCAUAGAAUCGACAAAAAGAGUGCAAAUGCAACUAGAGGAGGUUGUAGAGCAGCCUCACUCUGUGCAGCAUCAUUUAACAUGCUUUAUUGAAGUCUCUGCACAAUUACCUGAUUAUCUGUUUACACAUCAGCUCAAUCUAACAACACACAGGCUCAGUACAAGAGAGCUAGAGUCAAAAUAAUAUCUGUACUUUCUAGUUGUAUGUGCACUUUUAAGGUUGUGUUUCAAACCAAAAAAAUGGCUUUUUAGGGGAGCGAUUGCCAUGGGUUAAAGAAGCAAGGAAAUACAGAAUGAAGAGCAGUCCACUACACAAACCAGGAUCAUUUAAGUGGGGGUCCGGGGUUUAUGUACAGAAAUGACACCUCUUUAUUUCUGCAUCUCGCACCAAUUUGCUUAAAAAUCAUUAUAGUUUCAGUAAUCUUGAAUCUUGAAGACUCCAAAGACAGGCAACUGGACUGUGUAGAGUCGAGAAGAUGUUUCACCUCUUAUCCAAGAAGCUUCUUCAGCUCUAAAACUGCUAAUAUAUCUGAAGAACCAAAGAAGCUUCUGGAUAAGAGGCGAAAUGUCUUCUCAACUCUACGCAGUCCAGUUACCUGUCUUUGGAGUCUUCAAGAUAACCAUGACCUGGAUGAACGAGAAUCUACAUGGACGUAAUCUUGUAUCAAAAAGCUAAUAUUAAUUCAUUUCACUGUACUGUAUUUACUAAAACCAUGUAACAUCACCCUAAACCACAGCAAAAUGAAAGAGUAAAGACAAAGUUUGACGUUAAAGGACAGAUUAAUCCUCUUACAGAACUGUUGCCAUCUACCAUGACAUGAAAGAGAGCUGUUCUGCUGCCAAUUGUGUUAUUAAAACAAAAACAAUAUCACUAUUUUAUAACUAUUUUGCUGUUUCAUUACGGAUACAAUAACCGAAGUGUAGACUUUGGUGGCGUCAUGAUUGGCAGCAAAGCAGAGCACCACUGCACACAUGUCAUUAAGUCUCUGCUCACGGACAGUAGAUAAGACAUGCUGCUUAUAUGACUGCAUUAUGUUCACAGUGCGGCAAAUGAACACAAACAUCCUAAAUUAUUCACUGCUUUCCUGUUAAAUCAGCAGGUUGAGCUCGAGUUGAAUAACAACAUCUACAGGGAUGUGUGAUGUCUAAUGGGUCAACUUAUCACAAUGGAAAAUCUGAUUUCAGGCUAAUUUCAGAAAUAUCGGAUCCGUUGAAUCUUUAUCACCAGAUUAACAUGAGGGUGUGAUUGAUUCGUAGUUUAGUACAGACAUAAAGAGAGAAAUUAAAGGAUAAAGAAACUUAAAGUUAAGAAAAAAGAAAAAGAAAUGUACAUGUGUCAUAUUUACAUGUGUACAGAAUAUGAAAAUAAAUAAGAAUAUUAUUUAUAGUGAAGCAUAGUCCUCAUCUUGCAAACAGUUUCACCCAUUCACAGUCAUGUCAGCAGAAGUGUAGUGGCAGAAAAAAGCCCAGGGUCCUUGAAUUUUAGUACAGAGUAACAAAAAGCCUCCCAGUUGCUAUAGUAACCAUACACUCUCAUGACUCUAGUGUUACUAUAGUGACUUCCUCUUUCAUUACAGAUCUCUGGCAGGGUUCGGGGUCAUAGUCAUGUUGGAUAGCGCGUGCUGUUAAACAUCGCUUUAUUUCCCCCCGGGUCGUUUGCUUUAAACGGCGUCUCUCACAGCUCUCCAAAAUUAACGUUCCUUUGGUCUUUUGUCAUGCAGGGUCAUUCUCCCUCAUUCACUGAGAAGUUAUUAGCAUAGCAGUCUCCAGUGCUUAUUGUUUAAGAGGAACUUGGCCCGGAAAUGCCCCUCCUGCUGUGUUGCGAAUGUCUUUUGAAAAGUGGGCCACUGAGUGUGAUUUUCCUCUCCUCUGUAGUUCAUCAUUCUGGUGGUGGACAGCACAGACAGAGAGCGGCUUGUCAUCUCCAAAGAGGAGCUCUACAGGAUGCUGGCUCAUGAGGUAAAAGCAAAACUUUGUAUGCUAGAGGACUGAGUGUUGAUUAAUCCACAUUGAUUUUCCACCCAAGUUAGCCAUGCUUUUCACUGUUCAAAGCCCGUGGGUCAAAGGUGGCAGAGAGCGAGGUCACGGUCUCAUUGUUGUCUUUGUUCUCCCCUCAGGACCUGCGGAAGGCAGCUGUGUUGAUAUUUGCCAAUAAGCAGGAUAUGAAGGACUGUAUGUCCGCUGCAGAGAUCUCCAAAUACCUCACCCUGAGCUCCAUCAAAGACCACCCCUGGCACAUCCAGUCCUGCUGUGCACUUACAGGAGAGGGGUGAGGGACAUAUGCUGGUUAAAGGGAUAUUCUGGCAUAAAAUUAAACACAACGUAACACUGAGUUAGACACCCCCUUGAGAGAUGAAUGUUGCCGACUGCUUGCUUCUCUAGGUAUACCAACUUUAGUAACGACUGCAUGAUAGCAAUACACAGCGGUCUGAGGAGCCAUAAACAAACCUCAACCAAAACGCCACUCUAUAGCCACAAAUAAUGCUCAGAACAGCACCUAACUUCAUCAACAGUACGUAUAGGGUCCCAGCCAUAAUACUAGCCAUAUAUUUUCUUUAGCAAAGAGACUAAACAAACUCACCUACUGUCUUCCAGCAGCCGCUUGUUUGUAGCGAGACCUCAGGCCAGUCCAUUAAGGACUGCAGCGGGGUGAUGCAGCUCAAUUUAUGAUUUAUGAUCAUUUCUUCAUGGAAAUGCGAUCAGACAGAGACGCUAAGGCAGAAGGACUACCAUGUCUGCAGUGCAAAAUGAUUAAUAUGAUGAUUAUUACUUCAAGAAAAUGAUAAAUUAGUGAUCAUAAAUGUUCUUCCUUGAGCUGUGUCAAGUUAGGUGCUGUUCUGAACAUUAUUUGUGGCGUUUUUGUUGAGGUUUGUGUAUGGAGAUGUAGAGGACUGUGUAUUGCUAUCGUGUGGUCGUUACUAAAGUUGGUAUAACUAGAGAAGCAAGCGGUCAGCAACAUUCAUCUCUUGAGUGGGUGUCUAGCUUGGUGUUAUGGUGUGUUUGACCAUAACUUAGUUUUACGUCAGAAUAUCUCUUCUUGAUAUAAGUUUAUGCUGCUGAGGCGAAUAUGACUCUUGCAUUAACAGGAAAGAAAAUCUUGUCGAGCCUCAUGUACAAAGACAAACAAUCUUAGAUGUCAAAUUUUGGUUAAAAAUGACUAUUUUGCCUUCACUCUACAGGCAAGACUCUUUGUGUUGUUUUUUUUAUUUACAAUAACAGCAAGUUUUUGGUUGUUCAUUCAUAGUAAAUCAUUCAGUGACGUGUGCAGCCCCCCAACCACACAGAGGCAAACUUAUAAUGAACAGCUCAGAGGCAUCUUUGAUCUUUAUUUCACAGACGAGAGCUUGAAACAGCCACUGAAUCAGGCUGCUGGAGGUUCAGUUCACCACCAGAGGGCGCUUUGUGCACCAAUUUAAACCCCCCACCUCAGUUUCCUGGCAUAAACAGGAAGGCAGCCUCAUUAACAGUCGUAUACAUUUCACAAGUGUUUCCCACAGCCUGAGAAGGAACUGAUAUGAGUUAACUGUUUUAACAUAUAUAUAGAAGUCAUUGAAACAGGCUGUAGCUGUUUGAUUUUUGUAAAAUUGUUCAUUUUUCCAUCAUUUACUUACAGUUUAUGCCAAGGCUUGGAGUGGAUGACCUCAAGGGCUGGACUCAGAUAGCCCCUCCCCUCUGCUGGUGGAUGGCCUGACUACCUGCACCACCCACACGGUGGCACGGAAGCAUCUCCUUUACUGGCCUAUGUAACUUUUUAUUUUUAUUUUUUCUAUGAUGAAUUUUAAUGGACUUUGACCUCUGCAGAGAACACAGGCAGGCGCUCUACUGUUCCUGUGGAGCUGCGGUUCCCUUGCAGCGGGGGGACCAGAAAACUGACCCGGUUGUGGUGCAAGAAGUCACUUUUACAUUUAAGGAGGAGACGAGAAUAGAAGUCCAAGUGCAAAGCAGGGCUGCACUGGACACUCGGUAUUAACACUACAUACAUAUCAUGUCACGUCACACUCGAUCAUAUCACGAAUCUGCCAUAAACGCCAUGUCGGUGCCCAGCUUUGAGAAAUACAGUGCAGCUCUGUUACGAUUAUUUUUCUGUUUCUGUACGUUUGUUCAGGUGCAAAUCCACAGGUCAAACAAAAGGGAUGACAAGCAGUAUUGUAGAACGAGUUUGAUUAGAAAGGUAGCACAACACACAAAAAUUAAGUUCUCUCUCUUUCUUUUCUUUUUUUUUUUUUGGUAGCACAGCCAUUGAUUUCUGUUACACACCAUUUCAGUUCCAUAAGCUACUUUGUUGGUGUUUGUUCUCACAUUUAAAGGUGUCGAAUAUGAACCUCCCUUCUCAUGAACUCUGAGCCCGUACCCGGCGAACGGUGACGAGUCAAUGUCGGCAUGCAAACUAUAAAGAGUGAAUCUGAUCAUUCAGCCUGAUUUCAAUUUAGAAGAAUAUUAACCAGCUGAUUCAUAAUUUAAGAAACCGGUACAGCUCAGUUUUGAUAACAGUAUUUUUAAUUGAAACACUAUUAUGUCGCAAUGUUUUAUGAUUUUUAUUUAAUUUCUUUUCUUGAUUUUAUAGAAUUUAAAGGAGAGAUCUGGCAUGCUGACCUAUUUUUAAAGACUGCAGAUCAUUGGUGCUCUAGAAAUAUGUGUGAGACUGUCCACUGCAUCACCUUAGAGGCAAUUUAAAGAAUAUCUGGCAGCAGUUGUACUUUACUUUUAGACAUAUUCAACUUUACUCAAAGGGAGCCGAAUGAGCCAACAUCAAACAUGUGCCACACAUUCACAGAGAGGUAUUGCUUAUCAAACGUGGACUUCUUCAGCAUCAACAUGAUUGAUAAUUCAGCUAUCAUCAGUUCUAAUACUUGAUCCUCAGCCUUAACCGUGCUGUCCUGAGUGUCUGGAGAAUGGUUUUGACUGUCUGCUCAUUGUUUUGAUUUGUUUUUUAAAAACUGUUCGACCCUGUUUAAGAAUUCCUUGUUAACAGAUCUAUGCACGUGUCACUUUGAAACCAUGUUUACCAUUUGCAAGCUCCCAAUAAGUGGCCAAAAUGGAAGAGGUGCAUGAGUUUCAUUGGAUCAGAAGGGUGUCCAUCGCGGUCAGGUGGUGUGCCUCUGGGUCUCGAGGAUAAAGGGUUUAAGUAUUUUUACAUUUAAAUAGAGGGUGCAGUCUCCAGACUCUGCAGCAUUGAGGUUUACAGUGUUUACCUUGAACCUUGCUCUUUAAAAGCGAGGGAAGUAGAUCAUGUGCUCUGUGUGGUGGUUAACAGUCUGGAUGACUCAUGUACUGUAUUUCACUUUUCAAUAAAAGUUGGUUUUAAAUUUUGA